Messenger RNA from Dreissena polymorpha, 7593 nucleotides. RefSeq lists its product as uncharacterized. The record is from RefSeq and is a predicted model, not a curated record. Gene Ontology annotation, cellular component: Golgi apparatus; cytoplasm. Lineage: Eukaryota; Metazoa; Mollusca; Bivalvia; Myida; Dreissenidae. Bases 468 to 2411 code for a protein of 647 amino acids. The transcript has 10 exons. Gene Ontology annotation, molecular function: protein binding; chromatin binding.
GGUGGUAUCAACAACAAACAAAAAAUAUUUCGAAAUAUUGAAAACCCUAUUUGUUAUUGAGUGUGUCUAAAGAGCAUGUGACGAGUUUUUGGCGUUGUGUUAGAUUGGCUCUGAAGCUUCUUAUCUAUUCGGCCACUCUGAUUGGUUGAACGUUGGCGCGUGCAGAAUGAGGAUAUGACAUCAUGAAUCAGCACUAGGAGGUUACACUCUACUAUGUCAUCACCCCUGGAAAGUCAUGUAACCUGUAAAUUAACAUCAGUGAAGUAUACAACUAAGAAUGCCUUUCCACAGAGUCGAAAUAAGCAUGCAUGUUGUGUGCACGAGAAUUACGUGUACAUGUAUGCAGGCAAAGAUGGAAAUGUGGCGCUAAAGGAUUUCUGGCGGUUUAACAUUGGCACACAGGACUGGGAGUCGGUGCGUUUCCGUGGUGAUACUCCACAACAUCUCGAGGGACACACCCUCGUCUCAUGCAAGAAACUGAUGAUUUUGUUUGGUGGAGAAUUUGGAGAUUUCUUGACAAAGUCAUCGCUAUGGAGGAUAAACCCAGGUAUGAAGGUGUAGAAACACUGGCCUCGCUAUGGAGGAUAAACCCAGAUCUUGGCUACAUCCACAAGAGUGAAGUGGACCCAGGUGCCAGUUGGCCAUGUAUACGACGCUACCACUCAGCUGUGAUCUAUGAGGGGGCCAUGUACGUGUAUGGAGGAUAUGUGGACAUGAAGGGGUCCAGCUCAGAGCUCUGGAAGUACAAUAUUGAUGAUGAGGAUUGGGAUCUAGUCACUCCCCAGGGGAUGUCACGUGACCUUCCGGGGGGUCGUCAUGGACACAGUGCCGUCGUGUACAACAGACGUAUGGUUAUAUACGGGGGAAACAAUGACCUCAUGGCAAAACAAGAGCUCUGGUCUUAUAGCUUUGGUGUCAACUGCUGGAUUCGUUUGAAGACCAAGUUCUCACCCCCUGCACUGUCUGGUCACACUGCUGUGGUUGCAGGGAACCGCAUGUUCUUGUAUGGUGGCGAAUGUAACAGGGCGCCUGUCAGUCAACUCUGGUACUAUUGCUUCAGAACAGAUCUCUGGACACAAAUUACCCUGGGCAGCAGUAGUCCGGACCGUAUGUACCACAGUGCAGUGUUGAUAUCACCCGCUAGUCAGUCCAGUCAAGUGAAGGCAUCCUCUAUGCCAUAUCUGCAGAAGAAAAUCUCCAAAAUGCAUCUGGACAGACCUAGAUCGAGCCAUGGAGAUAGGUCAAAGUCAUCUGUGUCCUUAAGAGACUUGAAUGGGGGUGAGUCUGGGUCACAAAAGAGAUUUGAUGUUGAACAUCAUACUCCUCAUGGAUGUUUGAAAAGACCUCAGUUUUUAAACGUCAAUUCUGAAAAUGAUAAAAGUUUUAGAGAAUUACCCUCACCAUCGGAAAACGUGGCUGAUAAAUCACCAAUGUGUCCUAAAAAGAUGGACCUAAACUACAAUGCUAUAGAUGUGUUAGAUCAAAAUACUGUGGACUGUGGGAUAGAUAAUCCUGCAAUAUCUGAAAGCACCAAACAAUUGAUCCUUGAAAGCCAGAGCAGUGGUCUAAGUACCAUGGACACAGCUGGACCAACGGUAGACACCAGGAGCUCUGUCUACACUCGCUCGCUGAGUUACACAACAGAGCUGGAGCGUUCACACAUCACCAUGUCUCAACAUCAAAGCAAGCAUAUCGCUUAUGACAAAGCAUUGGCAGGAUUUCGUCGAAGCCUAUGUGAGUUUGAGAAUACUUCUAGUGGUGGCAAGAAAUUUCGACUUGAUCCUGAUCUAGUGUUGGAAGACAUUGAACAUCUGGACUGUUUCCCAGAUGACAUUCAAAUCCUGUAUCCGAGCUCCAGGCAAUGUCUGAAGAUGUCACAGCAGGACGAGGACUCCAUAGAGACCAUUGAACUUGAAUAUUGGGCAGAAAGGGCGCGCAGUCAUUCCUUUGGGAGUUUCAAUAGUGGAAAAAAAAUCAGCGAAAAAAAUGAUCAGGUCUUUUUCAGGAAAGACCAUGAACAAGUGCUAUUUUUAAGUAGAAGUAAUGACGAAAUAUUAGAGAAAGGUGAUGAUAUUAAGAAUAGAAAAAACAUGGCAAAUAUGUCACGUGAUACAAUUGCUGAUCGACAUAAAUAUAAAUUAUCAGGGAAGGCAACUGCAGAACCUCAUGAUGGGAUGAAAGCAUGUGAUUCAAAGGAGACAUGUUUUUCUGAGCAGAAAUCCAGUGUACAGGUGGAGAUGACUGAAAGAAUGAUCCUGAAGAAUCAGCAGAGAAAUAAGACGAACAAGUCCAAGCAGUCUGGUCUACCUGAGUCACCAUACAUUCUGAUCCUGGGUGGGAAAGACAACACAACUGUGAACUUCGGUCUCAAGCCCCUUCCCAUGUGGAAACUUACUGUGACUCCACUUUGAAAAUAAACCGUAGAUGAUGCCACUGUGACAACUGCAAGUGACAAACAAUUCCAAAGUGCAGUGUGAUAAAUUUUUCAAAAAUGUGAUGAUGCCUAUUCAACAAUUUAAAGAAUAAGGAAAUGACAUGUGUAAACCAUUGGAUAAACAAGCUGCAUUGAUAGGGCUGGAAAAAACUAGUAACCCUUAUUAACUGUAUUAUUCUGUAAGAUUUUGAUUAAAAAUCUUACAGAAAAAGUGGCGACAACUUUUUUUGGGCCAGUGGAACCCCUGAUUAAUGAUUGUUUUCUUGUAGAAAAUUUGUAUUCCUGUUCAGGAAUGUAUUUUUUGUUUAUUAUUAUUAAAUUAUUUAGUUAAGAUAUUAUUAAAUUAUAUAUAUUCAUUUGAUCUUUGACAUGAUUUAAUUAUGAAUACAUAACCAAAUAAGAUUUUUAUUGGCAAUAAGUGAUUCUUUGAUCUUUGGAUUUCUUGUGUUAUACAAUUAGAUUAUUUAACAACAUAAUGCUCAAUAGGUUGAUAUAUAUUUGCACUUAUGUACAGCUGACACACCAUAUUUGACAAGCCAUUUGUCAGUCAAGGGAAGUGGUCAAAGUGGUUGCCUGUAGGCAGGUGGCUUCUGUAAUUAGGUUACCACUUUUUAGACGGUUGAUCAGCUGUUAUCAAGUGUGAGUAUGCCCAUAACCCUUUACCACAUAGAUACGUAUUUUCACGCAUUUGUAGUCCCUUUAAUAAAUGUAAUUUAAGACCUUCUUACUAGAUUCAAGUUUUAAAUGAUUCAUUUUCAAUCCUUAGAUACUGUUGAGUUACUCGCAGGCUGUUCAGGUUUUAUGCUGUUUGCACAUAGCAAUUUUCACGUUACUUCUGAGUGGGAAAGGGUUAAAUCUUUUAUGAGACUAUUCACUCUUGAUAUUGCAUGGACAAAUGAUUUGUGCCAAAAAUUAUGAUAUUUUCUUGUACAUUUCUUAUUUUCUUAUGCUUUUUAAGUUUCUUUGACAUUUUGUUCAAGCAAAUAUUUACAUUGACAUCAUGUAAAUAUUUAAUAUUUACAUUUGUGUAUGAGCUAUUGAUCAAACAGUGUUGGACAAGUGAUGUAAAGUUCAAACAUUUGUAUGUUUAUUUAUUUUCAAUGUGAAAUCCAUUUACUUUGUGCUUGUAACAAAAUGACUUGAAAUCUAGCAAUCCAAGUACCUUACGGUCUUAUCUGUCAUUACCAUUCACUACAUUGUUGAUAACUUUUAUUGCUUGCAGUUACCUGACACUGCAUGUUGCAUCACCUUAAUUUGAGCAUAACAAAUUAUGUGGUUUUCAAAUUUCUCAACGUUUGAAAUAUCUAACAAUGAACACAAUGAAAUGUUUAAUGACCAAUGAAGAGCGAACCUCAUGCAGUGCAGUGCAUUGUUGGAAGUCAUUUUACUGUAUUCAUUAGUGUCCUCUACCGGUUUCACCGGAGGGGACUAAUGGUUUGCGCUCUGUGCGUCUGUGAGUCUGUCUGUCUGUCUGUCACACUUUUCUGGAUCCUGCGAUUACUUUAAAAGUUCUUCAUAUUUUUUUAUUAAACUUAAAACAUGGAUAGAUGGCAAUAUGGACAUUAUGCAUGUCAUUUCAUUUUUUUCCUACAUCAAAAAUUCUGGUUGCUAUGGCAACAAAUAUAUUUUUAAAAAUCUGACAAUGGUGGAAUUUCUGACAAUGGUGGAGACGGUAGGGGACAUAUAUUGCUUGGCAAUAGGCUUGUUAAUCCUAUAUUACUUUUUACGCCCCCAAAGGAGGCCAAAUAGUGAUUGGACUGUCCGUCUGUCUGUCCGUCCGUCUGUCCGUCACACUUUGCGUUUAGGUUUCGAAAAAUGCUCAUAACUUCGAUGUCGCUUCAGAAAGCAAUUUCAUAUUUGGCAUGCAUGUGUAUGGACGAUGCCUUUCCAUACGCACACAAAUUUUGACUCCUGUGACCUUGACUAUGAUCUUAGGGUCCGUUUAGGUUUCGAAAAAACCUCAUAACUUCUGUCAAGCGUUUAUAGGGGGCAAAAGUCAUCCUAUGGUGACAGCUCUUGUUUUUAAAUGUUCAUACUUUAUAUACACAUAUAGAUAUAUGAUUUUAAAGGUGAAACAAUACCCAGUAUUUUUUGCAUAUCAGUAAUUCAAUAUAAAUAUUGGAAUGUUUUCACAAGAAUAGAUCUAGUUUCAAUGAAAAAUGGUUCUGAUAUGAAAUCUAGUGAAAGUCAUUACAUGAGUAUUUAAUUAUUUAUCUUUCUUAUUUAUACUUGUUUAUAUUUCUUUGUGCAUGUAGUUGUUUGUUUGCUCAGGAAAUUGUUAUUUAGAACACUAAGAUUAUAUAGUAUAAAUUAUUAUAUUUAGCUCAAGUUUCUAGCAGCUAACAUGGAUAUUCUCUCAUCAAACAUUUAAAUGGUAUUGCCUUACUGUCAUAGCAAAUUCAAUGUUUUUUUUAUCUGUUUAGCAUUGUUUUUUACCCUGGUAUUUCUUUAAUACAGAUGCCUUUUAUAUUUUAUUCUAGUUUUAUUGUAUUGACAUUUUUAUAUAUCAAGUGUAUGCUUUGUGCAUGUAGUUUAUUUUUCUCACCGUGUUGUAUAUGCUUUAUGAAAGUAUAAACAUGUACCUUCAUUCUUUAUUAAAAUUUCGGUUUACUCUUUGUACAUGCUUUAAGACAGAUCGGCUAUUUACCACCACAUAUCUGUUUGAGUAAGACUUAUGUUGGCUCUUUAAAAGGGGCCUUUUCACGUUUUGGUACAUGCACACAAUUUAAAAAAGUUGUUUCAGAUUCGCAAAUUUUCGUUUUAGUUAUGAUAUUUUUGAGGCAAUAGUAAUACUGACCAUUUACCAUGCUCUAAAAAAUCCAUUAUAUGCAUCUUUUAAUGAUUUGAAAUCCUGAAAAUUAUAAAGUGUUGCAACGCGAAACGAUUAAAUAAUUUGGAAAGUUCUGUUGUUGUCUUUAUAUUUUGGGAAACUACGAGGAUUUCUUAUAUCAUUAAAAAAAUACAUCCGCUCAUAGCAUGGAUGGUCGAGUGGUCUAAGCGGGAGACUUUUUACUCCAGGACUCCAGGGGUGAGUGGUUCGAGCCCAGUUGAGGGUUACUUUUUUUAAUAGUAUUCUUCUUUUUUUACUGGAGAUCUUUAGGUUCAAUGUUUAAAUUUAUCAAUAUAAAGCAUUUAAUGACAAGCUUCAAUACAUGCCAAAAUCUGUGAAAAGGCCGCUUUUAUAUGCUAUAUGACAGAAUAACUAUUGAUCUUCACAUGUCUGUUUUAGUAAGACUUAUUUGGACCAUUACACUGUUACAUCUAGGUGAAGCUAUGACUGUUUAAAAUUAAAAAAUAAUUAAAAUGUGUUCUUAUGGCCCUACAACUGUCAUAACAUUCCUUCCUGCAUUUUUUUUUGUGAACUCUAUGACUUGGUUUGUUGUUUCUAUAUCGUUUUAUUGUCAGGUGUUUUGCAACCUAUUGAUGAAGAAGCACAGAUUUGUUAAUUUUACUCACGCACACUGUUUUAAGUUUUUAUUAUGUUGCAGUAUUUGUAUUGUUUUAUAUAGUUGCUUGUACAAUUUUAUUUUAAUUUAGCCAUAUUUAAGUUAAGCAUUAUAAUACCGAGUUGCUAUUAAAAAGGGCCAAGCUUUAUGAUAACAAUACCCAAGUAUAAAGCAUAAGUAUAUUCUUGAAUAUCCAUACAAAACUUCACAAGUAAACCAUGACUAUAUUCAAAUAUAAUCACUUUGUAAAGUUUUCAGAUAAUAUGAACAUACCUGUGUACAUUUCAGUCCUUUUAAACACAUACUGGUUUGUAACCCUUGUUAUUUGACUUGAUUGUUUGUGUUAUCAAAUUAUAUUUCGUUAAGUUAUUUAUAUUUACACAUUGUGAUAUUUUUGAGAGUUAUCAAUUUAUUAUAGUUAAUAUGUUUCAUAAAAAUAAACAAGAGGUCCUGAAAGCCCAAAGUCGCUCACCUGAGAUAAUAAGAAAUGACCUGUUCUUUGCAGCCCAAGAUAUCAAUGGAACAAAUGUUCUAACCAAGUAUCAUGAAGAAUGAACAACAAAUGGCCCCUUGGCGGCCAUGUUUCUUUAACAGACCUGAACCAUUUUUUUACUCUUCCAAUAUAUGUCCAAAUUUCAUGAAGAUUGGGGGGAAAAAUAGUGUCUUCUAGACUGCUCAUAUGUUGUCACUAUAUACAUAUAAAGAAAACUGCCCCACUCCCUGGCGGCCAUGUUUUUUCAAUGAUCACGACCAUUUUCAAACUCGUCAGAGACAUCCACAUAACUAAUGUUUUGACAAAAUUUCAUGAUGAUUAGGAAAAACAUGUGACUUCUAGAGUGUUCACAAGCUUUUUUACUAUAUAAAUAUAAGGAAAAAGACCCCCCUGGCGGCCAUGUUUUUUUACCGAUCCAAACCAGUAAUCGAACUCAACUGUUUAAUCCAGGUGUGGUAGUGCAGUCUCCUUCGCUUACCAAAUGAACCGGUCACAGGACGGUUACAAGUUAUGUAACUUUGUAAGCACUUACACAGUUAAUGUCACAUAAUAUUGACAUAAUAAAACCAAACUUUACUACACAGGAAACCAAUAUUCUGACCAAAUUUCAUGAAGAUUGAGCAAACUAGAAAGUUAACAAGAUUUUACUAUAGCCAUAUUUAGCCAUAUAAGGAAAAAUGCCCCGCCCCUUGGCAGCCAUGUUUUUCAAGCCAAGGCUACCAUUGUUGAACUCAUCCAAGAUAUCAUUGGGACAAAUCAUCUGAGCAAGUUUCAUGAAGAUUGGAAAAUAAAUGUGGCCUCUAGAGUGUUAACAAGGUUUUACUAUAGCCAUAUAAAGAAAAAUGCCCCGCCCCCUGGCGGCCAUGUUUUUCAACCAACGGACAUCAUUUUCAAACUCGUUCAAGAUAUUAUUGAGAUGAAUCUUCUGACCAAGUUUUAUGAGGAUCGGACAAUAAAUGUGGCCUCUAGAGUGUUAACAAGAUUUUGCUAUAGCCAUAUAAGGAAAAAUGCCCUGCCCCUUGGCAGCCAUGUUUUUCAAGCAAACGUAACCAUUUUCGAACUCAUCCAAUAUUUCAUUGAAACCAAUCUUCUGACCAAAUUUCAUGAAGAUUGGACAAUAAAUGUGGCCUCUAGAGAGUGAACAAGGCAAAUGUUGAGGUCGCACAACGGACAACGUACGACGGUCAAAAGGCGAUCACAAAAGCUCACCAUGAGCACGU